Culex pipiens pallens (northern house mosquito) is the source of this 4522-nucleotide messenger RNA. Its product is annotated as sorting nexin-13-like. Lineage: Eukaryota; Metazoa; Arthropoda; Insecta; Diptera; Culicidae. Bases 172 to 4095 code for a protein of 1307 amino acids. Gene Ontology annotation, cellular component: early endosome. Gene Ontology annotation, molecular function: phosphatidylinositol binding. The transcript has 8 exons. The record is from RefSeq and is a predicted model, not a curated record.
AUCAAAACAAACUUCGAGCUGUCGUCACGAGAAAAAAAGGAGUGUUUGGUCGGGGGGAAAAACUAGAAAAUUGUGCAUUUAAUCGAGGAAAACUCCCUUCCACGGGGCUUAACUAUGGUGCAAAGUGCAGUUUAACCGCUUCCGGAGUGGAUUACGGUGUUUGCGCGCAAGAUGGAAUUCAAAUACGCCAGCUGGGUCGUGCUGAGUGUGGGUGUUUCCAUCAACAUUUUCGGGUUGUUUUGGUUUCUCGCCUUUGUUAUCGGUUUGGUGGCCUUUCUGGUUGGGCUGCUCACGAUCCUUUAUCUGCAACAUGGCGAUCUGGACAAGUUUCUCGACAGUGGACUGCUGGAGAAUCCCCUUGACGAACCGAAAACCCUCGGGUUAAGCAUUGUGUGCGAACAGAAGCCCAGUAGUAUGCUACUAAUCUCCCCCAACAUAAAAGUCCAAACCGAGUCCACGCGAAAGUCCAAGGGCCACGGGUCGUCGGGGUCCUCGUCCGACCAUGGCCGCCGGCGCAACCUGCUGGACGCCGGCAUGGACUUGCUGUUCAAGAACCGCCGAUCGGGCGAAUCCAGCUCAAGCUCGGGCCCGCUGGACGCCGGAACCGGAUCGUCCGGAAGUGGUUCCGGUGGUGGUGGUGGUGGUGGUUCGAUAACCGAUCAUCUCAUGCACAAGGGCCACUUGCACUUCCACCAAAGGGAUCAUACCAUUUUAGAUAGCAUGCCAACGACGGCUUCGAAGCAACCUUCUCCGACGGGGGGAGCAGCGGCCGGAGAGGAACGCAGCGGAUCGAGCCGCUGGGGACCGUUUCACAACAUUAAGAUUCACACCGACAAGGGCAAAUCGAUUCAGUUGCAGCAGCAGAGCAAGGAGCAGGGGGCGCAGGAGAGGCAGAACCGGAAGAAAGAGGGUUCCGUCCAGCUUGGCGAAGAGGUAACCGCAUCAACAACGAACUCCUCAUCCCACUCUCCACUAGCCUCGUUCAAGUCGUACAUCACCCAUCCGGAGAUCCUGCUGCACCACCACCGCGACUCUCCUCCCGGAUCCCCCCGCAAAAAGAAGAUCCUCAGCGGCAACAAAGCGGUAGACAAGCUGAUCCACACGCUGGUCGAUUACAUAAUCCGGGACUUUAUCGACUCGUGGUACACGGUCGUGUCGGAUAGUCGCGAGUUUAGCGACGCAAAUAUACGUAACAGUAUUGAGGGCUUGGUUUUGAACGUUUGUCAGCGGCUAAAGUCGGCGGAGUUGCUGCCGCUGAUGACGACCAAGCUGAUUGACGAUUUGGCACGGCACACGAGGUUCUACCGGUUGGCCAGCCAGGAUGUUAGCAGCAACGUGAAGCCACCGACGAGUGCGAACGAUCAGAAGCGGUUGAAGAUCCACGAGAAGUUGUCGCCGCAGAAGAAGAACCACCGCGGAAUGGGCGAUGGCCAUCGACGAAACAAGAGUGAAACGGAUUUGACGUGGCACUUGGGGAAUGCGGCGCUGCAGAAGAAUGUGGCGAAUUCCAAGUUUUACGGCGUUCAAGCGGAUGAGCAAUCGCUGGUGGAUCCGGAGGUGAUGUUGUUGAACUCGUUCUUUGGGUUUUGCGACGAGUACAAGAAGGAGUGCAUGGACGAGGAAGCAAUGCUGGAGUACUUUCAUCGGAUCGCCGAAACCGUGCUGUACUUUACCCUUCCAGAGGAGGACUUCAACUGCCAGACGUUGCGGGCUCUUCUGUGCAACAUCCUCGCGAAUACCGUGCUCCGACCGAUGGUGGCCACCCUGGCCGAUCCGGACUUUAUCAACCUUCAAAUCGCCAAACACGCCGCCAAAGAGGUCCCGGCCGGUGAGUUCCUGCUCAAGAUGAUCCGCCAGUCGAACGACCUGUCCGAGCUGAGGGCCUGUCGGCAGCUCAUCACCAAAGAAAUGGACGCCAAGCACAAGGACUCGAGCUACAGUGCCGAGCUGGCCAGCCUCAAGUACACGCAGAAGCUGAUCGAUCUGCGGAUUAGUCACCUCCAGAACAACAAAAGCGACCUUGGCAAAAGUGAGAAGGAAAAGCCCUGCUCGAGCCUGCCCCGGCUGAGUUUGGACGACAUUCUGCGCAAGGAGCUGGCCGUGUCGUACUAUCUGGACUAUCUGAGCGUGCUAAACCUGCAAAAGUAUGUGAUAUUUUACUUGACGGCGCAGGAGUGGAAAAUAACCACCAGCCAAAGCUUUUCGGAAGUGCAAAUCAACAAGUCGAAACCUAGCCGGGAGGAGGUGAUGCGGGUGAUACGGGAAAAGGCGAACAAUUUGUACCAGGAGUACCUAACCCCCAAAUCGCCAAACUACCUGAACAUCGACCAGGGCCUGAUCGAGGCGCUCGCGAUCCGCCUCCGGGACACGAUCGUCCAGCCGGAGAACACGUGGUUCGACUCGAUCUGCAAGUACGUGUACGAGAAGCAAAAGAACGAGGAGGUCUUCCUGAACAACUUCUACCAAAGCUCGGCCUACAAGCAGCUGCUGCGCGAGCUCGACUUUAGCAACGCCCAGGACCACGAGCUGCCCUCGCUGGAACAUCUGGGGGUGGGCGCUUCCGGCGGUCUCCUGCUGGUGGACAACCUCAGCGAUACCAACUCGGGCGAUUUGCGCUUCGACGAGACGGAUGAUGAUGGGGAUGGUGGGCCGCCGAGUGGGUUCUUCCAGAGUGACAUCAAGGAGGAGCAUGACGUGAGGGUUGGGGCGAAGACGGCGACGGCGACUCUGCUUCCGGCAGCGGUGGCCAACGUGAAGCACGCCCGGUCGCACAGCGACUGCACCGGCAUGUUCACCACCAUCAACGACAUCAACAUCGAACAGCUCAAGUCGUCGGACUGCUCGAGUAACGACUCCGGGAAUGAGUUGGCUUCGAAUUCCGUGGGUGUACCGACCAGCUUGGAUGGCAAUGGGAGCAGUAGCUUGCCGCAACCACCGAUCGAGAUACAUAUCGAUCACCACAAGGCGGACGACUCGCUGGUCUUUCGGCAGAAACUCUCCGCCAAGAUCAUCAACACGGCGAUCCACUGCGAGGGUCAGUACGCGGUGUACGCGAUCCAGGUGUGCGUCAUCGAGGACAACCAGCACAAGAGCUGGCACAUCUACCGACGGUACUCCAAGUUUCUCGAGCUGAAGAAGAUGCUGGUGAAGCGGUUCCCUACGCUGGGGAAGGUCCCGUUUCCGGCGAAGAAGGCCUUCCAGAACACGCAACGGGCCGUGCUGGAGCACCGGAUGGAGGUGCUUAACCUGUUUCUGCAGGAGAUUUGUGCCAAAGCGGAGACGAACGACGACAUGCGGGCGAUCGUGCGGAACUUCCUGGAGCCGGACACGGACGAUCGGCGGAUGCACGGCGGAGCGGUGGUGAAGACGAUCGAAAGCUUCAAAUCGGGCAUGAGCAAGAUCCGCAACAUGCCGGACUCGCUGGUCGGCGGCAUCUCGCGCAUCUUCCUCGGCAAGGGCCCCCUCAAGGAGCGCACCUUCUACGACAUCCAGGACAUCCCGACGCUGGAGCUGAAGCAGUCCGAGUAUCCGGCGCUGGCAUCCGCACUCAACCUGCUGGACGAGGUGUUCGACCUGCAGAACAAAUCCCAGUGGUUGCGGCGCGGCCUGAUCAACCGGUUGCUCGGAGCGCCCUGGGUAAGCCACGCAACCAACAAGAAGAUCGUCCAACUGGCCGGCUCGCUGCUCGCGAUGGACAAGGUCGAAGCGGUCCUGUCGGCGGUGCUCAACAACGUCUGGCCCGACGGCGAUCGCUUCAACCCGAAUCCUCCGCUCCGCGAGGACAGCACCAAGCUGCGUACCAAACUAGCGGCCAAAAUCGCCCUCUUUUCUCUGCUGUCGGACGACCUGAAGCACGUGGUCGGUUCGGUGACGUGCAACACGGGCCUGCUGAACUUUUUCCAAAUGUUGCAAAACAAGAAGCUUAACACGCGCCUCCUCCUCAUCCUGCUCGAUCACGUGCUGCGGGUGGCCUUUCACACCGACAACAUGACCAAGCAUGCCGGAGCGGCCUGCGGUGACGGGGACACGAUACGAAUCGGAACGCCGUCCGGAUCGGCUGCUGGGUCGAGGAAAUCUUCCAAGCAUUACUACUGAGAAGAGAACAUUCCGCCAUAAUGAAGAAGAACAAAAUCGUAGGUUAAAUUCAGCAUUACAAAUUCAAAGAACAAAGUAUAACAUUAGGAGAUAUUGAUACAACAGUGUUGUACCAUUGUAGCGAAUUAUUGCAUUACAAAAAGAGAGACGUAAACGGAACGGUAUUCAUCUUUGGUUUUAUCUGCACUCAUCCGCAAACACAACACGGCUUGUGAGCUGUUUAUGUUCUUAACCUUUUACAAAAUGUUGCAUUUUUUAAGGCAAUUGGCUAUACACGAUUUAUUUUUACAAAAAGAAGGUACUUUUAUUUUGUUCGUAGAUGUUUUAAUUUUUCCCCCUGUUGAAGAGAUAUUUACGUUGAGCUUACUUAUUAUUCGAGUAAAACUACAAGACUUGUCGAAAUAGAGACUAAUUCAAUUGUAACACU